This is a messenger RNA of Sorghum bicolor (sorghum), 1028 nucleotides long. RefSeq lists its product as uncharacterized. The record is from RefSeq and is a predicted model, not a curated record. The transcript is spliced from 3 exons. Bases 89 to 637 code for a protein of 182 amino acids. Lineage: Eukaryota; Viridiplantae; Streptophyta; Magnoliopsida; Poales; Poaceae.
CCCACUCCGCCUCCACCGCGAUCUUGUUCUCAGUUCUGCGGCGGCGAUUCCAUUUUCCAAAAAAAAAAAAAAAAGUUCUGCGGCGGCGAUGGCGCUCUCCUCCUCCCGGCCGCACCACCUCCUCCGGGGCUUCCACGCCUCCGCGCGGGCCCUGGCGCGGGCGGAGCCGCACGAGUUCGCCAAGCCCAGCGGGUACCUGGGCAGCUGGGAGCCCGCGGCCGAGCCCCGGGAGGCGUGGGCGCGGCUGGACCGGCUGCGCAAGGGGUACGCGCGCGACGUGCGCCAGCUGCGGCGGCAGUACGCCUACGAGGUGCAGCUGAUGGACGCCGAGCGGCAGCGGAAGGCCGACGCCCGCGCCGAGGCCGCCCGCAUCGCCAACCAGGAGCGCAAGGCCGCCAAGCUCGCCGCCGCCCAGACCCGCGCCGCCGAGCGCCGCGCGUUCGAGGAGGACUUCCGCCAGACCCUCAUGAAAGAAAGAGCUGAGAAGCUGGAGAGCUGGCGAAAAAAGGAGAAGCUCAAAGAGCAGAAGAAGGCAGAACAGAAGGAGCUCCUGCGCAGGAAGAGCAGUAUGUGGCUUUCUGAAGAUAAAAUUGAACAACAAAUACUCACUGCUAUCAUGCAAACCACUCCUCUAUGAGGUUGGUUCUGUGAGGAAAGCUAAUAGUAGCAUGCGAAUCAUGAGGGGACGGACAUCACAUGGACGUAUUCAUCGCUUCCUGCGAGAACUAGUUUGCUGCUAGCAGGCAGCCCUAUGUAUGAGCAAUAAGAAUGAACUUGGUAUUUAACGUGGAAAAGGUCAUUGUUUGUUUAGUUAGAUUUGAAUCACACCAACCUGUGCUUGGAGAUUAUGGCUCUUGGCUAAGCAGAAAUGAUUUAGCUGGCCCGCGUCUGAGUUUGCUGCCCUCCUUUUCAUGUCACGGAUUAGGAUCCGUCUGUUGUUCUCACUUGCAUAGUUGCAUAAAACUCUUGGCAUGAUCUGGACGGAACAUAUGCCUUUCCUUUCCCUUUUGGCAAUUAGGCCUUGUUUA